AUGAGCAGUCGAUUGCAACAUUCACCUUCAAACAGUUCAUAUACCGAUAGUCCAUCAUUAUCGGCAAAUAAUAGCGAAAAUGAUACCGUAUUGAUAGCAAAAAAAAUGAGUAAUGUUAGUUUAGAAGAACGUGAAGGACGUCAACAAGCAUUAGAUCGUCUAGAACUGUCGAAAACUGUAGGUACGGGAAGUUAUGGUCGUGUUUUAUUGGUACGAGAUCGUGAAACAAGCGUCUAUCAUGCAUUAAAAAUAUUUUCCAUUACACAUGUUGUACAAUCGAGACAAACUGAACAUGUCAAAAGUGAAAAAGAAAUAUUAGCAGCAAUUAAACAUCCAUUUAUAGUUAAAUUACACUGGACACAUCAUAGUGAACAAUUUUUAUAUAUGCUAUUAGAUUAUUUACCGGGUGGAGAGCUGUUUACAUAUAUGAGACGUAAAGGCUCGUUUGAUUUGAAAACAUCAAUAUUUUAUGCUGCCGAAAUAACUUCAGCUCUUGAAUAUUUGCAUUCAUUACAAAUUGUGUAUCGUGAUUUAAAACCAGAAAAUAUUUUAUUAGAUGCUGAAGGCCAUGUGAAAAUAGUUGAUUUCGGAUUUGCUAAGAAAAUUAUGAAUAAAACAUUUACAACAUGCGGUACUCCCGAUUAUCUUAGUCCAGAAUUAUUCAAAGGUACCGGUCAUAAUAAAUCAACAGAUUGGUGGUCACUUGGAAUAUUAACCUUUGAAAUGUUAAGUGGUGCAACUCCAUUUAAUCCAAAUCAAAAUGAAAGUGAAAUUCCUGGAAAAGUAUUAAGUGGUAAAAUCUCAUGGCCGAGAACAAUCGAUGAAUCAACAAAAGCAUUUAUUAAAAAACUUUUACAUCAAAAUCCCGAUAAACGAUUGGGUGCCGGUAGAAAUGGCUCAAAAGAAGUUAAAGAGCAACCAUGGUUUUCAUCUAUAAAAUGGGAUGAUGUUUAUCAUCGAAAAUUAAAACCACCGAUUGUACCAGAUGUGAAACAUCCUGGGGAUACAACAAAUUUUGAUGAGUAUAAAGAGGAUUGGAGAUCGACACCCUUUGCUAGCGAUAGACAAUUAGAAUUAUUUCAAGAUUUCUGA
This is a messenger RNA of Didymodactylos carnosus, 1092 nucleotides long. The record is from the annotation of a GenBank genome assembly. Lineage: Eukaryota; Metazoa; Rotifera; Eurotatoria; Philodinida; Philodinidae.